CCUCCCUUCACUCAGCUGAGCUUGCCCGCCUGCCUGACUGACUGGCCAACAAGAAAUGUUGGCAAAACACCCCCUCCUCAUCGUGUAGAAAAAAACAUGGCGGACAAGCGAUAAAAUCCACAUCAGAAACAAAUACACACGUUACAAAGCAAGCCUUGAAAACAGGGAGGGGGUCGCUUUAAUUUGGACGCCAUCCCCUUUGGCGGAGGAAAAAGGCGCACUUCUAUUGAAAGGGAAGUCAUCCGGAGAGGAGGAACGCCGCAGCUAACGGUUAUGAAGUUUUAAGUGGAGGCCACUGUUGUGUUGUUAGUCGGUCUGUAUUGUUGGAGCAUGAGGAAACCUGUGCCACAGAAAGCUAUAGAGUGGAAAGAUGUUCGAAGGAUCAAGCAUGCCCGGAGUGGAAGGCCCUCCCGUGUGCCCUCACAGUAUCAAGGGCACUUCAGUUGGGAGAAAUACUUGAAAGAGACGGGUGCUGUUGCUGCACCUGCUUCAUGUUUCAAACAGAGCCUCACACCACCAGUUAAUGAGUUCAAAGCGGGUAUGAAGCUAGAGGCCCAGGACCCGCGGAACACCACGUCCACCUGCAUCGCCACAGUGGUAGGCCUGACAGGUUCACGGCUUCGGCUGCGCUUGGAUGGAUCUGACAAUAAGAAUGACUUCUGGCGUCUGGUGGAUUCCUCAGAAAUCCAGCCUAUUGGCAAUUGUGAAAAGAAUGGAGGCAUGCUGCAGCCACCACUAGGUUUUCGUCUCAAUGCGUCCUCCUGGCCCAUGUUCCUUCUGAAAACACUAAAUGGAGCUGAGAUGGCUCCCUCUCGCAUCUUUCACAAGCAGGAGCCUCCUGCCCCAGAGCAAAAUUCCUUCCAGGUGGGCAUGAAGCUGGAGGCGGUCGACCGCAAAAAUCCCCACUUUAUCUGCCCAGCCACAGUAGGUGCGCUGCGUGGUGUCGAGGUGCUGGUUACCUUCGAUGGGUGGCGGGGAGCCUUUGAUUACUACUGUCGCUACGACUCACGAGACAUCUUCCCCGUUGGGUGGUGUGCCCUUACUGGAGACAACCUUCAACCACCCGGCACCAAAGUAGUGUUGCCUAAGAGCCUCGGGGCACUGACAGACGGAAGUGUGGAGAGUCCAGCCAUGCAUCCCACCCCUACGGUGGGCAGACCUCCAGGUCAGAGAGGACGUAAGCCAGGCCGCCGGAAAACCAAAGCGACAGGGCCUUGGAGUCAGAAAGGCCCAGCGUUGGGACCACAGAGCAUCCAGUCAGGCAAAGAAUUGGAGCCCAUUAAGAUCCCCAAGAAACGCGGACCCAAGCCUGGCAGUAAGCUGGGCUGGGCAAAGAGAGCUGGCUGGCUGGAAGAUGCCAUGGCUGGACCUGGACGGCCAGUGACAGGCGCAGGGCGAACCAGAGGCAGACUGCCUGCCAACUGGGCGCAGAGGAUAGCUUUGCAGCAGGACCAGACUCAGGCAGAACCUAUCAAGAUCCCAAAGAAAAGAGGUCCCAAGCCUGGCAGCAAGAGAAAACCACGAGUGGUACCUAAUCCAGUCCCCACGUCUCCCACCAGCAGCACUCCAGAGCCUGACACCAGCACUGUGCCACUGGACAAUGCCACCAUCCCCAACUCUGCACUACAGGCUCCCACAGUGUGUGUGUACCUAAACAAGUACGGCAAAGUGGGACCUCAUUUGGACCAACAGCGUAUCCAGAAGCUCCCAGACCACUUUGGGCCAGGCCGAGCCUCUUCAGUUCUUCAGCAGUGUGUCCAGGCUUGUGUAGACUCUGCCCGCAACCAGGGCACAGUCUUCUCUUGCCUCAAGUCUGGACAGGGAGGUGAAGUCAUUUCAGCCUUUUUUGACCAGCAGCAACAUACCCUCACUCUGCCUACUGUCAGCAGCGUCACCUACGUCCUUCGCUUCUUAGAAAAACUUUGCCACAACCUUCACUGCGAUCCUCUUUUUGGCAACCAGCCUGUGGCCAGAGGAGGUCUACACUACGACAGUCAUACAUACACUACAGAAAGGAGAAGCUUUGGAGACAGCCUGACGCCAGGCCGGAGCACAAAGCGGUUCCUUCAAGACUUCAACAGUCCCUUGUCUCAGAAGCUGGCAAAAAUCCCUCGGCACUCCACUGAUGGUGAGUCCUUCAUUGAGAACAGUGUUGCUGCACCAGAACACUUGAAGAAGGGCCCUCUCUCUCCAAACGCUAUGGGACUGACCGCUGGCCUGAGGUCUCCGUCCAAACUGCUGCAUCGUAACAACUCUACAGGUAGUUUCCGGCAGAGUCCAAGGCCCAGCGGUCAGGACCCCAACCUGUGGACAGUAGAGGAAGUCAUGCAGUAUAUCAGAGAUAUUGACCCAGUGCUGGCCCCACAUGCUGACCUUUUCAGAAAACAUGAGAUUGAUGGUAAAGCGCUCCUGUUGCUGCGGAGUGACAUGAUGAUGAAAUACAUGGGCUUGAAGCUGGGUCCUGCCCUCAAACUCACCUUCCAUAUCGACAAGCUAAAACGGGCUUGAGGAGUUUAGCCGACCAGCUGCAGCCUUCCAAAGGACUUCACUCCCGCCCCACCUCCCUGUUCUAGGUUCAGUAUAUCAUGCACUUCACAGAGGACAUAUACUGACCACUUACAUGUAGCAACUUACAUCAGACCGUAACGUUGGGUAUAGAUACUCCUGUCCUGACCUCAUCGAAUGAGGAAGACUUACUUUGUGUAGCACAAUCCAGCCCUAAGGCAGCAUGGGAUACGUAGGAUCACCCACUUGUCCGGCAUCUGUUUUGCAUUUCAGUAUAACUUGAAGAAUCAUAUGUGGCCAUUUUAACUGUAAUAGGCUUUUUGGCCUGCUUUUAUUGUGUAACAUUUAUUCUGUACAUUUCAUAUUUUUUACUUCCUGAAUAUAUGGACUUGUAUUUUUGCCAUUUUCAACGCUUUGUGUUGAGAUAUGCUGAAAGAAAGAAAACCCUUAAGAAAUGAAAAGAAAAGCACUACAUUCAUCCCAAUAGUUGGGAAUUCUUUUGAUUAGUCUCUGUUUGAGGCACGAUUUUGCAACUACACUAAUAAUUAUGGUUAGAAAAACAUGUUUUAUGAAAGGAAAAAAACUUUAUUCUGAAAAUACUGCCAUGAGGAGAUCUGUUUGUUUCUCUUAUUCUGGAUGUUGUUUACAAUGCCUUGUCUUGUCUUUGUUAUUUGUACUUUUUUAAUUUUUUAUACUAUAUUAUUAGAAUUCCUACGUGGAGAGCCCUAUCAUACUAAACAUUGUUCAAUAAAUAUAUAAUUCAG
Molecule: messenger RNA, 3269 nt
Organism: Amphiprion ocellaris (clown anemonefish)
Lineage: Eukaryota; Metazoa; Chordata; Actinopteri; Pomacentridae
Product: polycomb protein SCMH1
Exons: 17
Coding region: 331-2508 (725 amino acids)
Biological process (GO): regulation of DNA-templated transcription
Cellular component (GO): nucleus
Molecular function (GO): protein binding
Source: RefSeq, a predicted model, not a curated record